This is a messenger RNA of Fibroporia radiculosa, 738 nucleotides long. RefSeq lists its product as uncharacterized. Lineage: Eukaryota; Fungi; Basidiomycota; Agaricomycetes; Polyporales; Fibroporiaceae. The transcript is spliced from 2 exons. The record is from RefSeq and is a predicted model, not a curated record. Gene Ontology annotation, molecular function: acyltransferase activity, transferring groups other than amino-acyl groups. The coding region runs from base 1 to 738 and encodes 245 amino acids.
AUGACAACAGUCAUGGACAUGUAUCACCCAUUGCAAGUCAACCCCAUCACUGGCGAGCCGUUCUUGCGGUUACCUAGCCCUCUCGAUAACAUCAUUAUCACCCCGCCUCGCCUGAGCGACGCCUCUUCAAUAGUCUCGAUACUCAAUGACCCUCGAGUCUGCAGAUCGUUGACGGGACCACCGUACCCGUAUCUUCUCUCUCAUGCAGAGGACUGGCUGAAAGCAUCAAUGGCAGAGUCGGAUGCGCUAUUAUGCGAGCUGGCAAAGGCUGGCCAGGAAAAAAAAGAGAGUCCCCCCAGCAUCGUCGGGGCCUGUCCAAUCAGGACCCUAAGGGAAGUCAAGAAUGAUGGCACAGAAGUAUUUCUUGGCGAUAUUUGUCUUCGCCGUUGUGAAUUCCAAUUUGAAGAACCGGACGAGGAACGCAUACGACAGUCAGACGAAAACUGGCGUAGGGAACCAGGCAAUCCGGAGCUCGUGUACUGCGUUGGAGAUUACAUCGCUAGUUCUCACCAUUGCCGGGGUAUAAUGAGCGCAGCAUUGGGAAUCCUUUUGUCAGCAUGGGCAAUUCCGAGAAUGGGUGCGCGCAAAAUACGCGUGGAGAUUUUCAAAGGAAACGACGCCAGUGUGCGCGUGUUCGAAAAAAACGGGUUCGUGAUCGAGAAGACGGUAGAGAAGGAGGUCACAACAAACUUUGGAGAUGUCAAGUCGGGAUCGCACAUUCUGUGGUGGAGACGUUAG